Messenger RNA from Fragaria vesca subsp. vesca, 2010 nucleotides. RefSeq lists its product as uncharacterized. Lineage: Eukaryota; Viridiplantae; Streptophyta; Magnoliopsida; Rosales; Rosaceae. The transcript is spliced from 10 exons. Bases 58 to 1752 code for a protein of 564 amino acids. The record is from RefSeq and is a predicted model, not a curated record.
UCACCUCUUCCACUCUCAGAUCCCAACCUCUCUCUACUCCUAAACCCCCUUCCUCCGAUGCACGGCUACAGCCGCCUCGGCCUGCCCCGCGGCUCGCCGCCGUCCUCGCCGCGGUGCCGCCACGGCCGGAGCAAGACCUCCGGCCGCGGCGCGGGGACGAAGCAGCAGCAGAGCAUUGUGGAGAGGGCGGUGUUCUUCAUCAUAUCGGUGGUGUUCAGAAGACGAGGCAUGCUUUUAUUCGCGCCUCUGUUGUAUAUUUCGGGAAUGCUGUUGUAUAUGGGCUCCGUCAGCUUCGAUGUAGUUAGCUUGAAGAACGUUGUGAUUAUCGGAAAGCCGUCGCCGCCGGGAUCAGUGUACAGGAGUCCUCAGGUUUUCCAGAAGCUCUGGCCUUUUAUGCAGGCCGAGAGUAAUCACACUCCAAAUUUGUUGUCGACUGUGUGGAACUCAAAGGUGCAUAAAGUAUGGAAGCCUUGUAUUCCCAUAGAUUCUCUGAAAGCAGAAUUACCAAAGUCAAAUGGUUUAUUCAUAAUAGAAGCGAACGGUGGGUUGAACCAGCAACGAUUGUCGAUAUGUGACGCAGUUGCUGUGGCUGGACUUUUAAAUGCAACUCUUCUGAUUCCAAUCUUUCAUCUAAAUAGUGUUUGGAGAGACUCAAGUCACUUUGGGAACAUAUUUGAUGAAGAUUUCUUCAUCCAUGCUCUCAGAAAUCACGUUAAUGUGGUCAGGGAACUCCCAGAAGAUAUACUUCAGCGGUUCGACAAUAAUAUAAGCAACAUUGUGAAUUUGAGAGUGAAAGGUUGGUCAAGUUCAACUCACUAUCUCCGUAAGGUCCUCCCGAAGUUACAGGAGAUGGGGGCCGUGCGCAUUGCACCUUUUUCGAACAGAUUGGCUCAUGCAGUUCCUUCAGAUGUCCAGAGCCUUCGAUGCUUAGCCAAUUUUGAAGCACUGAGAUUCUCGAGUUCAAUAAGACUGCUUGCAGAGAAAAUGGUUGAUCGAAUGGUCAAAAGUAGUGCUGACAGUGGAGGCAAAUAUGUUUCAGUACAUCUACGGUUUGAAGAGGAUAUGGUUGCGUUUUCAUGCUGUGAAUAUGAUGGUGGGAAGGAAGAGAAACAUGAAAUGGAUAUUGCUCGAGAACGAAGCUGGAGAGGAAAAUUCAGGAGAAGGGGUAGAGUAAUAAGACCAGGUGCAAAUCGUGUUGAUGGGAAAUGCCCUUUAACGCCAUUAGAGGUAGGAAUGAUGCUCAUGGGAAUGGGAUUUGAUAAUACCACCUCAGUAUACAUUGCAGCAGGAAAAAUUUAUAAGGCAGAAAAGUACAUGGCUCCACUUAAACAGAUGUUUCCACGCUUGCAAAUGAAAGACACACUGGCUACUUCAGAAGAACUUGCUCCUUAUAAGGGCCAUUUAUCUAGGCUGGCUGCUCUUGAUUACACGGUUUGCCUCCAUAGUGAAGUGUUUGUCACCACUCAGGGGGGUAACUUUCCCCACUUCUUGAUAGGCCACAGGCGCUAUCUCUAUGGAGGACAUUCGAAGACAAUCAAGCCUGAUAAGCGUAAAUUGGCACUGUUGUUUGAUAAUCCCAGUAUCAGAUGGGAAGAUUUUAAGCGACAGAUGCAAGACAUGCUUAGACACAGUGACCAGAAGGGUGUUGAAGUGAGAAAACCCAGUGCGUCAUUAUAUACAUUUCCCAUGCCAGAUUGUAUGUGUAAGGAAGGAGAAGCUAUAGAUGAAAACAGUAACACAACACUGACUUGAAUACGUAAAAAUUGUCGGUACGUAGUUACUAUUCUUUGUUUACCUGUAAUUUAAUGUAUCAUUCAUUCAGUUAUCAAAGUUUUCUUUCAUUUGAGUAGAGAGGGUAGUGUAUACAAGGUACACAAUUGGUUUAGUAGCCAUAUGUUGGAUCAGUAGUCUGGUACUCAAAAUUCAUUGUAUAUGGACAGUAAGAUAUAAAAUUCUUUUGUAUUACAUCGAAUUUUCUACUUUGCUUUGGACCUUUGGUCCAUUCAUAUG